Molecule: messenger RNA, 1092 nt
Organism: Rotaria sordida
Lineage: Eukaryota; Metazoa; Rotifera; Eurotatoria; Philodinida; Philodinidae
Source: the annotation of a GenBank genome assembly
AUGUCAUAUGAUAAUAGAACUGACGCUUUAUUUAACCGCAUUGAUACAAAUCGAGAUGGACGUAUUGAUCGAAGGGAACUUCGUGAUUGGGUGACAAGUAAUGAUGAUUUGGCUACAUCAAAUGAAUCACUAAAUCGUGGACUUGAUCGUUAUGAUGAUACUACUGGUCGAUAUGAUCGAUAUCGAUAUACAGAUGGUUAUCAAGAUGAUUUGGAUUAUAUGGUUGAUAAAUAUAGUUCAUAUGGAACUAGGAGAUGGAUUGAUGAUACGGUGAUCAAUACAAAUAGUCCAGAAGAAACCAAUAGUUAUCUGGAAAAAUCAGGUACAAAUAUUUAUAGGGAUCCUAAUCCAAAAAUUAUUCGACGAGCAAGAAGUACAAGUCCAGUAGCAUUAGAACAACGAGUUCUUGUUCGAUAUCUUCAACCACCAGCUGUACCACCACCAGGACCACUCAUUAUUAAAGAAGUACGUGCACGACCAUCAUCACCACCUCCACCACUUGUCAUACGCGAACAUCCGCCACCUCGUCCUUCACCACCUCCACUUGUGUUACGUGAACAACCACCAGUACCACCAAGACAUAUUCCUAGUGAAACAACUAUUCGUACCUUACCUGCUUUACCUCCUCCACCACGAUCAGUUAUCAUCGAACGUUUGCCACCUGCUCCAGAAAGACCACGUGAUAUUAUAAUUGAACGAUGGAUUCCCUAUGGACCUCAAUCCGAACGGCGUACAAUUGUUGAACCUGCUCCUCCUGCUCCAGAAUAUCAACGACCAUCUAAUACUAUUGUUAUUUAUUCUGCUGCUGAAACACGUAUAACUCGAAAAUUUGAAAAUCUUGGUGUUACUCCAGAAGAUCCUGUAUCUUAUAGAACUCGUUAUGGGUCAUCACUUUUAGAUUCAGUAACGCUUGUUCAACAAGCUCGCAAUGCCGGUGUUGUUGAAGAUAUAACGCCUCCGGGACGAUCAUCUUCAUUAUAUCCAACUACACAUGAACAUCCUGGUUAUUGGGAUCGAUCGAGUGAAAGAAUCGCUAGAGAUUAUUCAUCAACACUUCGAACUGGUAGUGGAGAAUAUCAACAAUACAUUUAA